Molecule: messenger RNA, 437 nt
Organism: Paraglomus occultum
Lineage: Eukaryota; Fungi; Glomeromycota; Glomeromycetes; Paraglomerales; Paraglomeraceae
Source: the annotation of a GenBank genome assembly
ACAAAUCGAUAAGAGUAAUGAUAUGAAGUUGCAACCCGAAGAAAUUGAGCAAGCACUGGCAAAGGCAGGAAUACAUUGCACAAAACAAGAGCUUCAAAAAUUUAUGGAAGCUCUUGAUAAAGAUGGCAAUGGUGUAAUUGACUUUAACGAAUGGCGGGAUUUCCUCCUACUUCUCCCUCGCGAAACUACUAUUCGAGAAAUCUACACGUAUUAUCAAGCCUUUGGUCAGAUGAAUAUGGACGGCGACGUAAUAAUAGCAGCAACGGAUCCACGUUAUAUUCUUGCUGGUGCAAUUGCUGGUACAGUCAGUCGAACGGCUACCGCGCCUUUUGAUCGACUGAAAGUCUACCUCCAAACGCAAUAUCACACACUGCCGAGCCGCUCUCGAGCGCAUAGCGCUGUGUUAGAAUCAGCGAAGAAUCUGUUUAGGUCGGGCG